UUGCUUAUUCCCGGAGAUCCCGGGAUUUCCUGAGCCCCUUCCCUGUUCCCGGGGCAGUGGGAGCCGGGGAGCGGUGACCGGCGGUGCUUCACACCGCUCCAUUGUGUCCGCUGCUGGAUGCCCGGACCAAGAUGUCAGGGAAACAUUACAAAGGGCCCGAAGUCAGCUGCUGUAUCAAGUACUUCAUCUUCGGUUUUAACAUUAUAUUCUGGUUUUUGGGAGUGGCCUUUCUUGGAGUUGGACUCUGGGCCUGGAGUGAGAAGGGAGUGCUGUCAAAUAUCUCCUCCAUCACAGACCUGGGCGGCUUUGAUCCAGUCUGGCUCUUCCUUGUUGUCGGUGGUGUGAUGUUCAUUCUGGGAUUUGCGGGGUGUAUUGGUGCUCUGCGGGAGAACACCUUCCUCCUCAAGUUUUUCUCGGUGUUCCUCGGAGUAAUUUUCUUCCUGGAGCUCACUGCGGGGGUGCUGGCUUUUGUCUUCAAGGACUGGAUCAGAGAUCAGCUCAACUUUUUUAUUAACAAGAACAUUAGAGCCUAUCGAGAUGACAUUGAUCUGCAGAACCUCAUUGACUUCACACAGGAAUACUGGGAAUGUUGUGGCGCCCACAGUGCUGAUGACUGGAACCUGAACAUUUACUUCAACUGUACAGACAGCAACACGAGCCGGGAACGCUGUGGUGUGCCUUUCUCUUGUUGCACCAAGGACCCCACGGAGGACGUCAUUAAUACCCAGUGUGGGUACGAUGUGAGGUUGAAAGAGGUCCUUGAGCAACAGAAUUAUAUCUACACUAAAGGCUGCGUAGGGCAGUUUGAGAAGUGGCUGCAGGAGAAUUUGACGGUGGUUGCUGGAAUAUUUAUUGGAAUUGCAUUGUUGCAGAUUUUUGGCAUCUGCCUGUCUCAGAACUUGGUGAGUGACAUCGAAGCAGUUAAGGCCAGCUGGUGACUCUGCACCCUCUUCCAGACUGUUCCGUGGCAGGAAACACAACAGCCCUUGGACUGUUCCCAGUGUGCUGAACCGGAAGGUGCCCCACAACAAGGGUGGGGAGUGAUGCACCCAAAAUCUUCGCAAAGUCGGUGUCUCCCUCCCACCCCUGCGCUGCCCCACCGACCCUCCCAAAAAGUGACUGUAGUGGAGAACGUGGUGUCAGUGCUGGGUUCACAAACUGCCAGGAGGAGAUCCCAAUGACGUAGCAGUCUGCCACCUGUCUCCCUUUUUACUGCAGUGCUGUGUGUGGGUUCUGUUGUUGAAUGGAUCCAAGAUUCUCGCAUGUAGACUUAAAUCUUCCCUAGACUGGAAUAACCAGAGGAAGCACCAUUCUCUCCUUUCCCUGCACACCGUAAAUAUUCCCUCUUAAAACAAAAAUCUAAUUUUGAUUCUAUGAUUUGUAACACAGGAGACCAUUGGAGCCCUUGUGCCUGUGUCCGGAGCUGUCUGUUGUAAUCCCUGUGUCUACAACUCCUCCAAAGUGCUGGAGGUACUCAGCAAGUCAGGCAGCAUCUAUGGAGGGAAAUAAACUAUCGACGUUUCCCUCCACUGUUCAUUUGGUGCAGCUGGUGACUGUUCAUCGACUGUUUAUUUCCCUCCAUAGAUGCUGCCUGACCUGCUGAGUUCCUCUAGCAUUAUGUGUGUGUUGCUCCGGAUUCCAGUAUCUGCAGAAUUUCUUGUGUCUACAGUUCCUCUCUACAUUUUACUUCAGUCAAACCUCAGUCCUUUCUAAAACCAUAAGAGCUUUAUAAAAGCUUCAUGAAAUCCAGGCCCAGAGAGUUGGUUUCUGGUAAGAACAUUAAACUGAAGGACUUACACAAAGAUUUAGAAAGCUGAAUUUUGCCCUGCUCUGCAAAUGGGGCAGUGAUUUGAACUCUUAUCUCGCCUGGAUAAUCUACAGCCCAAUGGUAUGAACAUUGAAUUUUCCGAUUUCAGUUAACCCACACCCUUGUAUUCCUUUCCGACUCCCACGUCCGCCCAGAAUCUCGCUCCCCUUCGUUACCGAGGCAUCACCCUCCCCCACCUGCCCAUCUCCCACUUGCCUCUCAACCUGGGUUCCUUCUCUCUUGGGUUCACCUUUCCAAUCUCCUCCCCCACCUGGUUUCAUCUGUCCAUCAUCCCUCCAUUGUUCGGUUCCACCAAUCACCUACCAGCCUCUAUCUCGCCCCUCCCUCCCACCUCUGUGUACCGGCUAUCUUCCCUCCACACUCUCAGCCCUGAUGCAGGGUUUCACCCUGAAGCAUCGACCAUCCCUCUGCCUCCACAGAUGCUGCUCAACUCAUUUUCCUCCAGUACUUUGUUUUUUUUUUGUGCUUGAAGCACGACGUGAGUUCCUGCAGAAAGAAAAGAAUUAUAAGUAAAAUAUUACAAUAGUAAAAUACUGUAUUAACAGAAUUUGUACACUGCAUUUCACAUCAAAUUGAUCUCUUAGCUUCCUGACUGUUUUGUUCCUUCACCCACUCCCAAUAUAACAAUGGUCUCUCCUGUAAUAUAAUCCAAACUGGUAGCAAGGGGUCGUUGUAAAAGGAAUGAGUUCCCCUGUGGUACAUAUUCAGUAUUAUUGUGUCUAAGUCGAUUUUCUUCUAGCACUUUGUUAAUUCUGCUUGCAUCCAGCUUCUGUAUGUUUGAUGUUUAAUCAGCAUGCUUAACCUGCAGUUUGAGCAGUGUUGCAUGAGAGUUUGCGGAAAGCUGAUGGUGGGAUUGCCCUGCCCCUGUAGAGGAGUGCACUUCCUCCGGGUUACAGCUCAGAUCAUUCCAAUCCGUGCACAACACUGGCGAGGUCCACAACAGGUGAAGGAGCCAUUUCAUCGAGACAUCAUUUGGUUUGUGGAUGGUGGUAAUUGACUUCAAAAUAAAAAAAAUCCUUUUUGUAUAUUGACA
Pristis pectinata (smalltooth sawfish) is the source of this 2861-nucleotide messenger RNA. RefSeq names its product tetraspanin-5. Bases 132 to 938 code for a protein of 268 amino acids. The record is from RefSeq and is a predicted model, not a curated record. Gene Ontology annotation, biological process: regulation of vascular endothelial growth factor signaling pathway; protein maturation; protein localization to plasma membrane. Gene Ontology annotation, cellular component: membrane. Lineage: Eukaryota; Metazoa; Chordata; Chondrichthyes; Rhinopristiformes; Pristidae. The transcript has 8 exons.